GCCUUCAUGCAUCGAGCUCGAGGCUGUAUAUAUACAAGGAAGUGGUGUGCAGGAGACAGGAGGUGAAUAUAAAUCUCUGGCCAAAAUAUUGGAUGCUCCCACGGGGCUCACCAACUCUCAUUGUCCAUGAUCUUGUCCUUGUGCUGAUCAGCAGCACCUGCCUAGCUCCCCGCACGGUGUCCUUGAUUACCAGCUCCAUCUCGCGGAAGCAGGAAGCAAGAUCCAUUUGCUUGAGAUGAAUGGCUACUCCAACCUCGCCUCCUCGCCCCCUCCGCUGGCGGCGGUGACCAAGGGCGCCCGGGCCAGGCGGUCUCUGGAGCUGACCAACACCAAGGAGACCAAUGCGUGGGAAGGGCUGGCCAUCGGGGCGGUCACCCUCGCGAGGACCUUCUCCACCGGCUCCCAGAGGCUCUGCAGCAGGUCCGGCGACCGGGCCAGGGGCACCAUGAGGAGGGCCUUCUCCAUGCGGAGGCACCCGGCGGCGCCCGGCAAGGGCGACGGGUACUACUGGAGGAUCCACGACAUGGACGGGGACAUCGACCACGGCGGCGACCAGAAUGCAGUGCCCGAGGAGCGCGGCGACGAGGAGGAGGAAGGGAAGAAGAAGAAGGAGGAGGCGCGGCAGCGAGAAGAAGGCGAGGCGAAAGAGGGGGCCAAGCGGGAGCAGGGAACAGCGACCCCGGCGAAGAAGAAGAGAGGCAGCGGCAACAUUCUCAAGGCGUGCAAGAAGCUUUUCCGGUUGUGAUGCCCGAUCGGUCCACCGAGCCGCUCCCGCUGUAGCGAAAUCUAAGGAAUGCUUCAAUACUUUGUUCUCUUGUUACUUAUUAAUCUCUUGGUCAA
This is a messenger RNA of Hordeum vulgare subsp. vulgare (domesticated barley), 840 nucleotides long. RefSeq lists its product as uncharacterized. NCBI's taxonomy places the organism in Eukaryota, Viridiplantae, Streptophyta, Magnoliopsida, Poales, Poaceae. The transcript has a single exon. Bases 236 to 745 code for a protein of 169 amino acids. The record is from RefSeq and is a predicted model, not a curated record.